Molecule: messenger RNA, 3441 nt
Organism: Ostertagia ostertagi
Lineage: Eukaryota; Metazoa; Nematoda; Chromadorea; Rhabditida; Trichostrongylidae
Source: the annotation of a GenBank genome assembly
AUGCUUGGAUUCGCCGAAAGUACCUCAACGUAUACCGUGAAACCGUUUGUGCAGCCGGAUCCCACACGGAAAGUGACUUGGCAAUGGAACGCCAAAGAAAAAACUCAUGACUUCGUGCUGUCUGUGAUAGGACUGGAAGACCUGGUAGAACGACGUAGCAGCGAGACGCUCGGCGCCCAUCCACCAGACUUCUUCUGUCGUCUCUGCGCGGUAGUGAUAGUUCGACGAUCGGCUGCUCUCGAGGCUCAUGUCCAUUCAGCUCAACAUGUGCUUUGCUACGUGCACAAGUACCAUCCGCAAACAAUUAUGGAACUCGAUAUGCUACCAAAAGAAGGCGGAAAAGAGAUGCGCCGACUCAUCGCCCAGCUGCUGAAGGAUCAUCAACCUAAGGAACCUUAUUGCAUUCCUAUUUAUGAUCCCGUUGGUGAACAAGAGAGAAAGGGUGUUGUUGCCCUGCAAAAGGCUAAGGAUAGAGAGCGUCAACGUGCUCUAGAAGAAGCCAGAAAGAAAGCUCAAGAACAAAGGAAAAAGAUGGACGAAGAGCGGAGAAAGCAACGGGAACUCGAGCUGGAACGCGAGAAAGCAAAGGCCGCUGAACGAGCUCAGAGGGAGAAGGAGUUCAAAGAGCGUAACGAACGCUUGUUGAAGGAGAAACUUCGUGUGCAGAAACUAAUAGAGGAAGCUAAACGAAAAAGUGAGGAAGAACGCAAAGCGCGGGAAGCAAAAGAGGCAAAGGAAGCUGAAGAAGCUCAACGCAAACGUAGGCACGAGGAGCUUCGAGCCCUCCUCGAUCAAGAAAAACAACGUCUCAAAGCUUUGCAAGAGAAGGAGGCUACACAACGUCGUCUCAUAGAAGAGAAAGACAAGUUGGAGAGAAAAAUGAAGGAGUUGAAGGAACGUGCGGUUCAUCAGCAAAGACCGCCCCCACCUGAGCCCAGGCAUGCCUCUCCUCAGAUGGCAACACCUCCUGUUGGAGUUGUCAAUGCCCCACAGUUGCGCUCAUUUCGUGAACCGCUUCUAGGACCGGCACCACCUAACGUGCAUCCUUAUCCGGUCCCACCGCCUCCAGAACAUUUCCAAGUUCCCCAUCCUAGUGUCCGAGAAACAUUAGAAAAUGUUGGUCCUAAGCCAAUGUUUCCGGAAUUCGUACCGGUUACCAACAAAGUUCCCAUCUACAAAGGAAUGGAAGAAGCGGACAAGGCGGUUCGUCUCGCAUCACCGCAGCCACCUCCUGCGGUUGUUGAGCGACCAUCACUACGGGAAAGAAAAGUUGAUCCGUACAUUACAAAUCCGAAAAUUAUACAAUCAAGAGACCAGCUUGUAGACUUCCUUUGGAGGCAAGGAGCAGAGCGUAUUCCUACCAAAGAGUUGCCCACAAAGUUCAACGAGAAAGCGACGGGCAUAGAAGGCGCACUUGGUGUGGACUGCUUAUAUGAGUUCCGCAAUUACAAAAUGUACCAUCAGACGGUUGUGUCGGAGACGAACACUGUUGUGAGAUCUGCCAUGCUUUCGCAAUUUGCUAUCCAAAUUUGGAAGAUGGAGAAGCCACCCGGCGUGGUCUCUAAUCGCUUGCGUUCUCUUUUGGAUCGUGCGACAAUUGAGCGAAUAUGGCCUGAACACGUGAAUGUUUUGGAUCAAUCUUGGAAGGAUGACGGAAAGACAGUGGGACGAAUGGAUGUCCCACCACCGGUGUCAAAAUCGGCAAUGAUGUUUCCUGAAGAUCAGCCGAGUAAAGUAAUAAAGAAGGAGCCGAAAGAUGACGAUUAUGCUAGUAAUGGAAAGCGCAGUAGCCAUUCAAAAGACAAGGACAAGAAAAGCUCAGAAAAAAGUGGCAGUCGCUCGUCUUCAGCAAAAGACAAAGAAAAGGACAGGACCGACAAGGGAAGCAGUCGUUCGUCCAAAUCCAACGACAGGGACAAGGAAAAGGAGAGGUCCGAUAGAAGCAGCCAUCGUUCGUCGUCAUCGCGUAGGGACAAGGAGACGGACAAAAAGAGAGAAACAGACCGACGAAGGGAAGAAGGUGCUCACUCAAGAAAGCGCUCAUCGUCUCCCGAGGUGAUCUCUUUGUCUACGUCGAAAGAGAUGGGAAGCGACUCAGGGUCACCAGAUCGAAAACGUCGUCGAAGCAAAAGCCCUGAGAAGCGUAGUAGCCGCGAUGAUAAACACAAAGGAACUAGUAGUUCUAGCAAAGAGAUUGAUCAUACCUCUAGCCGUUCUAGUCGCCGCGACCCAGAACGUCGCAGAUCUGUGAGUAGGGAUCGUAGUCGCAGUAGGGAUCGUUCUCGUAAGGCACCAUCCGGUCAUAGUGGUAGCAGUCGUAGACGUAGCAGGAGUCGUUCACCACGUGAUCCCUUUGCGGGUUCAGGUAUGUCCUGGGAAGAAACAGCGGCCGCAUUCUUGGCGAAAUUGGGAGAUUCGCAAGCUGCAGCUAGUGUGCUUGAUCCUUCAAGGGAACGUAACUUGGCAGCAGCACGAGCUAGAGAACUGGAAGAGAAGCUGGAACAACUAAAACAACUGGCGAAAACACAGCCGUCAGCUCCUGUGUCUGCUGUGGUAGAUGAGCUUCUGGAAAGUAGCUCAAGCCAGAGAAGAGCUCCAGUGCAGCCUGUAGAAGAAGUCGAUGAGAAAGCCCAAAUGCGUAAAUUGCUUGGUGUACUUAUCACAAUGCAACAAGAAGCCGAAAGGAAUGGCAGGCUGGAUGAGUCGCUGGUUGACAAACUUUACAGAGAGGUGGGUUUGAAGAAAUCCGUGGAAUCCUCCAGCGAUCAGCUGUUGGCUCAGCUUUGCUCCCAGAUAUCGCAGGAAGAUUCAAGGAGGAAGCCAUCCAUCGAUCUGCAGUCGUUCGGCAUCGGUCUUCAGAAUCGUCCAGAAACCCCACAGAUGCAAUCAACUCCGUCAAUAUUUGGAGGAGGCCUUCAGACGCGAAUGCAGACGUCACAGCCUUCAACGUUCCAGACCCUUCUUUCCGAGGUCAAGCGUUCAUUGGAUAGUUUCAAAAAACCAGCACGUCCACCCUCACCGCUUAUCAAGCCGCCAUUUGUGAUCACAAAUCGAGAUGAAGUGUUCCCGGAAAGCGAAACGAGGUCAUACGUCUUCCCCGGUGCAGACUCGCAAACAUUCAACCGUCAGCCCGAGCAGUCGUCUAGCGCUAAUACAUCUGAAGCCAAUUUGACCAAAAAAGAAAGGGCAGCUUUGCGUCGUAAGCAAUUAUUGGAGGAGGCUGAGAGGCUGAGAAAGGAAGCAGAGGGAGAAGAUGAAGAGGAAGACGAUUGGGAUUGCCUAGUCGAAGUGAUCAACCAACCUGCACCUACUUCUAAAAGCGGCACUAGUCCCACGAACAAUCGAGCUUCUUCUUCCAAAAACAGUAAUAGUCGAAGCUCGAAUGGCAAGUCGCAGGAGCAGAAAUCUGACAGUAAGAAAGGAUUCAAAGCAAACGAAUGA